Messenger RNA from Staurois parvus, 363 nucleotides. The record is from the annotation of a GenBank genome assembly. Lineage: Eukaryota; Metazoa; Chordata; Amphibia; Anura; Ranidae.
GUGCCGGCGCCUGGUGAUUGCCUAGCAUCUCCUCCCUGCACAGCAUAGCCAUCCAAAGCAGUGUGAUUACAGUGAAGCACACACACACAGACACAAUUAACCCUUUGAUCGCCCCUCAUGUUAACCCCUUUCUGCCCAGUGCCAUUAGUACUGUGUCAGUGUUUUUUUUUAUCACUGAUCACUGUAUUGGUGUUACUGGGGAUUUCAGUGACACCAAGUCAGUUCCCCCCAGUGUCAGAAUGCCUGCCGCAAUCCCACUAUAAGUUUUUGAUCGCUGCCAUUACUAGUAAAAAAAAAAAAAAAUUCCAGUAUCUAUACCGCCAUUUAAAAAUGCUAAAACUUUCAUGCAAACCAUUUAAUUUA